Molecule: messenger RNA, 957 nt
Organism: Exophiala aquamarina CBS 119918
Lineage: Eukaryota; Fungi; Ascomycota; Eurotiomycetes; Chaetothyriales; Herpotrichiellaceae
Exons: 1
Coding region: 1-957 (318 amino acids)
Biological process (GO): DNA damage tolerance; protein monoubiquitination
Molecular function (GO): metal ion binding; single-stranded DNA binding; ubiquitin protein ligase activity
Source: RefSeq, a predicted model, not a curated record
AUGCCCAGCGUCAAUGGAUCUCCCCCGGGAACCUUCCAGAGACACGUGGAGGACAUGCGCAAUCUGUUAUAUUGCAACAUAUGCUUCCGGCCUUUCUACGAACCCUUCAUACUCGGAUGCGGGCAUACCCGCUGCUACUCAUGCUUGGCCAGCUGCUUUAGUAGCGCGCCGGAUGGGAGGAGACAUCGGGAAUGCCCCGACUGCAGAGCGGUCGUCACCGUGCAACCAUCCCCCAACUACCUCCUGCGCAACGUGGUCCACAUGCUCAUUAGCCGAGUCGAGUUACUGCCCGAAGACGAGACGGUCGAAGAACAUCGAACCGCAGCCAGAGAAGAAGCAGACUUACUCGGGGCAGACCGGACCGGACCUGGUCUGUUCCGGGGUGUCUUCGCGCGAGGAGAUAAUGUCCCUCGUUGUCCAGAGUGUCAAGGGCAAUUGGAAGAAGGAGAGUGCUUGCAAUGUGGCUUUCGCGAGUCCGAACCUGGUGGAGAGGGUCUCUCUGAUUCGAACGAUAAUAUUUCCGACAAUACAAGUUUCGCCACAAUCCAGGAGGAGUCCGACGGGAUAGAAAUCGAAAUCGAACGGUUACGUCAAGAGCACGGCGCUCGACCAAGUCAGAGGAUUCCGAGAACGCCUAUUCGUAUCGUCAUCAGCGAUGAAGAUGCGGGCACUGAACAUGGCGCUUCAAGUGGUUUGGAUGGCACCACCGAUGGCGACUCAGACCAAGACGAGACCGAGGACGGUGAAUCGUUAUCCGAUGAAUCUGGUGACGCGGCAAUGCAACCACCGCGCUCCACCGCACGUCGACUGCAACACCUGCAGUCUCGGCGAGCACGAAGACCCGGAACGGCGCGUACUCCAUUUUCAGGUCGGCGCGCUACGAGAAACAGACUACUCCAGGGCAUUAAUUCAAGGAUGCGCGAGCUCGAGGCCUUCAUUGCUACUGGAGUGAGGUGA